AUGCCGGCGGGCGCCAGGUUCCAGCGGCGGCGGCGGCAGCUGCAGCCCCGGCCGCGGCAGCCUCUCCUCCGGCCCAUGAGCGCGGACCCGCCGCCGCCGCCCUGGCUGUGGCUGCUCCCGGGCUCGGCCGGGCUGCUGCGGCUCGGCGCGGGGGUCGCGCCCCAGCCGGUGCUGCUCGCCGCGGCCCAGCCCCCCGCCGCGCCGCUGGUCCCCGCGCUGCCCGGCUGGCCGGCCCCGGGCGAGCCGCUGCUGCCGCUGCUGCCGGCGCCCUCCGCGCCGGACCACGCCGCCGCGCACCGCCUGCUGCACGGGCAGUGGCUGCUGGGGGGCCCUUCUGCGUCCCUGGGACUGCCCCCCGCUUCUGCUGUGGAGCUGGUGCCCAUCUUCCCACAUGUCGGCCCUUCUGCUCUUCCACCUCCCAUUGGGAAAAGUUGGAUAGACAAAAGGAUACCUAAUUGUAAGAUCUUCCUAAAUAACUCCUUUGCUCUGGACUCAACCUGGAUACAUCCUGUGGAGUCAAGAUUGUUCCAUGGGCACGAAAAGCCUCACUUGCUGGCCAAUCAGGUGGCCGUGUCCCUGUCGAGGCCAGCUGCUGUCUCCAGGCCGCUUCCCGCGGUGGUGUUAGCCUCUCAGCCUAUGCCAGGUGGUUGCCACAACAGCCUUAAGCCGAUCAGCAAUGGUCCCACUAUCGCCAUUGCUGCCGCCGCCGCUGCCGCCAUGGUUUCCGUGGACCCCGAGGGUCUCCGGGCCCCAUUACCCUCCAGCGUGCAGCCGUGCCACUUCCUGACCUUGGCACCCAUCAAAAUACCCCUGCGGACGGCCCCUUUCUCAGAUACUUGGACCCAGAGAGGCCAAGUUUCCCAGCCACCGCUGCUCGGUGUUCGAGCUAGGAAGAGCCGGGCUGGAGACACGGAGGACAAGGAGCCCCCACCGAUGCUCGGGAGAGGAGAGGACAGCGCGGCCAGAGGCAGCAGGCCCGUGGCCUCCACCCCCGUGCCCGGAUCCCCCUGGUGCGUGGUCUGGACCGGAGACGACCGGGUUUUCUUCUUCAACCCAACCAUGCAGCUGUCCGUCUGGGAGAAGCCCACGGACCUGAGGAACCGCGGGGACCUCAACCGGAUCAUCGAAGACCCUCCCCACAAGCGCAAGCUGGAGGCCGCAGCAGCCCAUGACAGCGACGGAUCCGGUUCGGAAGACGGCAGGGAAGACCAGGACGUGAAGACCAAGCGGAACCGGACCGAAGGCCGCGAGAACCCAGAGCCGGAGGAGGCGGAGAAGGAGGACAAAGGUGCGAGGACGCCGUCCCCCCAGGUCCUCCUGCCCCUGGAGGAGCGCGCGACCCACUUCCGAGACAUGCUCCUGGAGCGAGGGGUGUCAGCGUUUUCCACCUGGGAGAAAGAGCUACACAAAAUCGUGUUUGACCCGCGCUAUCUCCUGCUAAACUCCGAGGAACGAAAACAGAUAUUUGAACAGUUUGUCAAGACAAGAAUUAAAGAAGAAUAUAAGGAAAAGAAAAGUAAAUUGCUGCUAGCCAAAGAAGAAUUCAAAAAGCUUCUAGAGGAAUCUAAAGUGUCACCCAGGACCACGUUUAAGGAGUUUGCUGAGAAAUACGGCCGGGAUCAGAGGUUUCGACUUGUGCAGAAAAGGAAGGACCAGGAGCAUUUUUUCAACCAGUUCAUACUUAUUCUUAAGAAACGGGACAAGGAAAACAGACUGAGGCUGCGGAAAAUGAGAUGAGUUUGUGAAAAUGCAAUAAGCCCCGGGUGGGCGUGGGGAGAGCGGGGCGAGGGUCCCGCGGUGCAGACA
Lemur catta (Ring-tailed lemur) is the source of this 1806-nucleotide messenger RNA. RefSeq names its product transcription elongation regulator 1 like (gene TCERG1L). Gene Ontology annotation, cellular component: nucleus. Gene Ontology annotation, molecular function: RNA polymerase binding; transcription coregulator activity. NCBI's taxonomy places the organism in Eukaryota, Metazoa, Chordata, Mammalia, Primates, Lemuridae. The record is from RefSeq and is a predicted model, not a curated record. The transcript is spliced from 14 exons. Bases 1 to 1737 code for a protein of 578 amino acids.